This is a messenger RNA of Formica exsecta, 7027 nucleotides long. RefSeq names its product nardilysin-like. The transcript has 14 exons. Gene Ontology annotation, molecular function: metalloendopeptidase activity; metal ion binding. Bases 20 to 3448 code for a protein of 1142 amino acids. The record is from RefSeq and is a predicted model, not a curated record. Gene Ontology annotation, biological process: proteolysis. Lineage: Eukaryota; Metazoa; Arthropoda; Insecta; Hymenoptera; Formicidae.
CAUCGCUCAUGUGUCUCGUAUGACACGUGGAUUCUCCCUCUUUCUACGAUGGAUCGUUGCCAGAUACGAGAGGAAACACGUGUUUCUGUCAGCUAAAGUGCUGAGGAAGCACGUGCAGAGUCCGCUGGAGAGGAAGUCGAAGGAAAGUCGAGAUUCUGUCGUGGACUCCUCGAUCAGAUCCUACUCCGUACGUCCACCUAACCUCGAUCCCUAUUUUUUGCGCGCCGACAUAAUGCCGGAGGUGAAGAUCACAGCCAGCGACGAUAAGCGUCGUCAAGUCGAAUACCUGGACACGCCCACGAAGUCGGAAAAUGAUCCAAAGGAAUAUAGAGUCAUCAGAUUACAGAAUGGUUUGACAGCUUUGCUAAUAGCUGAUACACAUUCAAAAACAUCUUCUUCCCAAGAUGAUGAUCAAAAUAAAACAAGUAGUGAAGAUGAAACUGAAGAUGAGGAUAGUGAUGAAGAUGAUGAUGAUGAAGAAGAUGAUGAUGAUGAUGAUGAAGAAGAUGAGGAGGAGGAUGAUAAGGAUGAAGAUGAAGAUGAAGAUACAAGCGAUGAGGAAAAUAGUCCUUCAACAACUAAACGAGUCCAGAGAAAUGAAAAAAUGGCAUCGUGUGGUUUAUGUGUGGGAGUAGGCAGUUUUAGCGAUCCACCGGAAAUUCCAGGCAUGGCGCAUUUCCUUGAGCAUAUGGUUUUUAUGGGAUCAGAGAAAUAUCCACAGGAAAAUGAUUUUGACGCGUUUCUCAGCAAGCGUGGUGGCUCCACCAACGCCGAGACGGAUUGCGAGCUUACGACGUUUUACUUUGAUAUCCAAGAAAAACACUUGUUACAAACUCUUGAUCGUUUCGCUCAAUUCUUUAUUAAGCCCUUAAUGAAGAAAGACGCCAUCACGCGCGAGAGAGAAGCCGUGGAAAGCGAAUUUCAGUCGGCUUUGCCUUACGACGACAAUAGAAAAGAGCAAAUGCUUUCUUCCUGCGCGCGAGCUGGUCAUCCAGCCAGCAAGUUUAUUUGGGGCAAUCUGGUAACAUUGCGUGACAAUGUGGAUGAUGAUAAGCUAUACGCAGAGCUGCACAAGUUCAGAGAAUACCAUUAUAGCGCUCACAGAAUGAAACUGGCUAUACAGGCGAGAUUACCGCUAGAUACUCUGGAGGAAUAUGUCACGACGUGCUUCGCCGAUGUGCCGAGCAACGGGCUGCCUCCGAACGACUUUACCGAAUUCAAAGGCAGCAUUUCUUUUGAUACUCCUGCUUUCCGAAGAAUGUACAAAAUUAAACCCGUUAAAGAUAUUAGCCAAGUAGAGAUAACAUGGGCAAUGCCUUCAUUACUUGAUUUGUACAAAAGUAAACCACAUCAAUAUGUCUCAUGGAUUAUUGGACAUGAAGGGAAAGGCUCCAUAAUUAGUUAUCUGCGUAAGAAAAUGUGGGGGAUUGAUAUGCUCAGUGGUAAUAGCGAGAGUGGUUUUGAGCACAGUUCUAUGUAUGCUUUAAUGAAGAUUACUGUGCUGCUCACGGAUGAAGGGCAGAAACAUUUUGAGGAAGUGCUGGAUGCGAUAUUUUCUUUUAUCAAUUUACUGAGAACGGAAGGCCCGCAGAAGAGAAUUUACGACGAAAUCUAUAAGAUCGAGGAGAAUAAUUUCAGAUUUGCCGAUCAAGAGGAUCCGAUAGAGUAUGUGGAGGAUUUGUGCGAAAGCAUGCACUUUUAUCCACCGCGAGACUACAUAACUGGAAACGAGCUUUAUUUCGAAUACGAUCCAGAAGCCAUAAAAACGUGCCUGGAUUACUUGAGGCCGGAAAACGCGAAUAUCAUGAUCUUCAGUGGAAGAUUUACGGAGUUAAAUAAGAUCGAACCGUGGUUCAAAACUAAAUACACGGACGUUGAAAUACCGCAUGAAUGGAUCGAGCGCUGGAAAACUAUCGAGCCGUUGCCAGAUUUUCACUUGCCAUUACCGAACACAUUCCUCACCAACGACUUUACUUUGAUAUCGAUUCCGGCAGACAUUCCGAAAUAUCCCGUGAAGAUACACAGCGACACCACAUCCGAGAUUUGGUACCGUCCGGAUUCAAAGUUUUGCCUUCCAGAAUGUUACAUGAACUUCCAUUUUGUCUCCUCUCUGGGGCUUCAAUCGCCGGAGAAUGCAGCUCUCAUGGAAUUGUACUGCAAUGUACUAAAACUGCUGUUGGUCGAAGAAAUAUAUCCAGCAAUAGCGGCCGGAUUUAAUUUUCACGUUUAUGUUAGUGAGAGGGGUAUCAAAAUGAGGUUUAACGGAUUUAACGAGAAACUGCCACUCUUAGUAUUCACUGUCGUCAAAUACAUGGUGGAUUAUCCAAAUCUUGUUACAAAGGAGUUAUUCGAAGUUUUGAAAGAGCAGCAGCUCAAGACAUUCUACAACACAUUUAUAAAACCCAAGAAACUCGCCAGGGAUGUGAGAUUGUGUAUUCUUAAGUUCAUCCAUCACACGCAAAUCGAUUCGUAUACCGCUCUACGUGACGUCAAUUUCGAAAGAUUCCGAGACUUCGUCAAAUCUUUCAACGAUUGUCUCUAUAUUCAGAGCCUCGUGCAGGGCAACAUGACGCAAGAUGCCGCGAUUGAGAACGUGCAACGAUGCAUCGAAAUAUUCAACUGCAAAUCGCUGCUCCCGAGUAUGAUACCGCAGAUAAGAGUUAUGCAGAUACCCCUAGGCACGUACUAUUGCAAGCUGAGAAACAUCAACAACACCGACGUGAAUUCCAUAGUGACAAAUCAUUAUCAGGCUGGAAUUACGUCGAUCGAGUUAUCGGUGUUGAUCGAUUUAUUAAUAAUGAUAAUGGAGGAACCGCUGUUUAAUCGACUUAGAACCAAGGAGCAGCUCGGUUACGAUGUCGCUUGCAUCCAACAAAAUAUUUAUGGGAUUUUGGGAUAUUCCAUUAUAGUUCAAACUCAGGCGGACAAGUACACGACCGAGCACGUGGAUCAACAGAUUGAGGAAUUCUUGAAAUCGUUUAAUAAGAUUUUGAAAGAUUUGUGGGAAGAGGAAUUUGAUUGUGUCAAGGAGGCGCUAAGAAAGGAAAAGCAGUGCGCCGAUAUCGAUCUGAACGAGGAAGUUACAAGAAACUGGAACGAGAUUACGAAUUGGCAGUACAUGUUCGACAGACUCGAGAGAGAAGUGCUCGCGAUAAAGAACAUCAAGAUCAACGAUCUGAGAGAAUGGACUGAGAAGCAUACGUUGAACGGAAGUAACUUUAGAAAACUAAGUAUUCACGUGGUGGGAAGUAAGGAGAGCAACGAAGAAGUUAACGAAGCGAUCAAUAUCCCAGAGGAUUGCAGCAAAACGCAGUACUCCUUGGAAUAUAUAGCCAAGGAUCCCCAGGAUAAAGAUAAUCACAUUAUUGAUAUAGAAGAUUACAAGAAAAAUCUCUACAUAUAUCCAGUAAGUGAGGGGAUUAAUUCCUUCAAAGCAGUGAAUAAAUGAUGUUCUGAUAAUAAUAGAAAUCUAAUGAUAAUAAAAUAAUAAGUCGUACUGUGUGCCUAGAUAUUUUUUACGAUACUUUUCUAUUUAUCAAAAGCUUCUAUUUAACACUGGCCCUUGCAUAUAGUAAAUGAUAUAUAACACGAUAGAAUGAGAAUAUAUUAUAAAACGCACGCGAUUUCUUGCGAAUCUUUAAAUCUUCAGUUUUAUAUUAUUCAGUCAUAUGUUUCUUCCGACAAGCCACAUUAACAAUUGAUGCCAUCAGUGGAAUUUUCCAUGUUGCAAUAAUCUAAAUAAAAUGGAAACUGAUAUUAUAUAUUUAAGCGAUAAAUAAAUUAUAUAACAUGUAUCUAUUUGAUAUGAUAUUUAAAUGGAUAAAUUUUUGUGAUAUCAAACAGUGCGGAGGAAGAAUUGUGUGCGUAUAAAAAUUUUGAAUAAAGUUUCUCCACACAGAUGUAUUAAUGAGUAUUCUCUCUCAAAUUAAAAGAAACAUUUCUGAAUUUUUUUUCGUAUUACAACAUCGUUUAUCUGUAUUUCUGUUUGCUUUGCAUGAAACAAAAAAGAAAUAUUAGAGAGGACAAAAUCCGAAGAUGAAUUUAGUCACAUGAUUCUGUGAUAUUAGUUAGGUAGUAUAUGUGAAAAAAAAAGAAAUUUGAUAAAGUUCUCUUCUCAUUGAUCGUUUCCAAUUAAACGUACAUCAUUUGCGAGCUUAAAAAGGAUAAAACGGAAAUGCGCUGUAAAUGCAAUAAACGACCAAAAAUUAGGAUAAUUGUGAAGAAUACAGAAGGACGUUCUUAUUACGGGAAGCGUUCGGUAAAUAAAAUACUUGCUCGGGAUGCAAUUUUUUAUACUCUUUUUAAUUGUAUUCAAGACAUGACAACACGUUUUUCAAUAAAUCAUUAAACUUCCGAAAAUGUCAGCCAACCAUAUCCGAGAACUCUUUCCUCGCCCCCUUACCCCGCUACCUUCUCCACUCUCGUGCCAAGAGCUUUCUUACAAAACUUCGAUUGAAAGUUUGUUGUCUUUUACAAAAGCCGCACAUCACAUGUCGCGCGCAAAGGCUUCUUCUUUAUAAACUCAACGGAUGACUUUCUACGAAUCUUAAAUACUUCUAAUUUUCUGCGUGUGUAUGAGUGUGUUGUGAGAGGUUUUGCGCUUAUAUAGAGAAGAUAUAUAAAUGAAGGGUUAAAUAUUACGCUCUUGACAAAGGAAGAAACUUAAAUUUAUCUGCUCCAUUUUGGACCGACUACUCUGCUCUCUUUCUUCCCUUCGUCAAGAAAAUUCUCGGCGACGUAUUCCAUUAGCAAUGCGAUGCACGAGCACAUAGGGGAUCGAGGGAGCAAAGCAUUCGUAUCCUAAUGACCAGAUUUACACAGCGAGUAUUAGUAAUGCAAUUUAAAUAUUUCUCUAAAUCGUUACAACAUUCAUUAAGAGUGCGUUUCGAAUUUUAUACUUCGAAUAAUCAUCGGUAUAUAUCGUUUUUUUUCCUUUUUUUUUUUCUCUUUGCGGUAAUAUUAUAGUUUCUUUUGCCACUACAUUUAUAUUAGUUAUUUAUCUCUGCUACUUUCCGAAUAUGUAUCCGUUUUUUUAGAAGUAGUUUAAACGUGUGUGACUCCUUAGAGUUUUACAAUAAUCUUUUUUUUUUGUCUUUUUUUUCUCGGUUGCCUCGUGUUCUCGCCAGCACUGAUUCUCUUUAUUUUUUCUCUCUCAUCGCUCCUUUAAAUCAUGUAAUACGAGUUGCGCACGAAUAAUAGAUUAUAUUCGGAAACAUUUUUGCAUACGCGAUCUCUCCUUCUCUCGAACUAUAGCGAAAGCGUAGAAUCAGCUCUGCUCGACACUAGACAUGAAUGGGGCAUACAUGUUACAACAGUAAGUGUUUACAAUGGUAUUGAUAAUCCAACGAGAGAAUACAUCAAUGUGUGUGGUUGCGUUUAUAUAAAUGCGAGGGACCGCGAAUAGGUCGGAGCUAUGGUGUGCGAUGGGCGAUAUUGUAUAUCUCACGGGAGUGAUUACGAAUUUAUCUCGGCUUCUCUCCCCGUAGCUCUAAUCGAUUAUCAUUACGAUCACGUAUGUUAAUAGUGGAUUUAUCUCAUCGCGCAAAUGGAAAUUGCGUGUUUCUACAAACACACACUUAUAUAUUUAUAUGUAUAUAUUUACGCGAUUUUAUAUUUUUUCGCUCAUUGCAAAAAUACGCUCCAUCUUUCCAUCUCUGAUAUUCACUCGGUAAUAGUGUCGAAUCUGAAACGUGCUUGAAAAAAAGUGAUUCGAGACGAUUUGCCACCAUUGGACCGACCCAUCGAAGUCAAAUUAUAUGAUUAUCGAUAACAGCUUAGCGCAUGUUUAAUAAUUUUCGGAUCAACGAACGAUUCUUCUCCUUCUCUCUCUCUCUCUGUCUCUCCUUUUCUCGCCUUUCUUUUCGUAAACCGGAAACGACAUUCCGGAUAUUCUAGUUAAAAGAUACCGAAAGGCGUUUUCUCUCCCCUCGCAACAAAUACACCCAUGCAUGUGGUGUACGCCUCUUUCUCAUCCCCCGUUACCAUAUUUUUCUUUCUUUCUUUCUUUUAAAUAUUUAAGGAAGAGAAAGUAAAAACGAAAAGAUAUAAAUGUACUAAUGAUUAUCAAACAUACAUGUUACCGCGCGCGUUACGCGUGUGUAAUCCUUUCCUUUUUCUCGGCUAUGAAAAAAAUAAUAAUAAUAGCGGAAUAUACACACGUUACGUUUAAUAUUUUAAUAAGAAUAUACAAGGGGGUGUGUUUAUGUGUGUGUGUGUGUGUACGUGUAUGUAUUAUAUGUUUCGGGGCCCACACGCGUUUUUCUUCAGCUACAUCGAUAAGUGUUUAAUCUUUUUUUUUUCUUUUUUACUUUUUACUUUAUUAAUAUUAUAUAUUCAUUGCGUGUUUGUUUCUAUAUCGUUAUUUUAGUUUACAUCUCGCGUAUUACGUAUGGCAAGCAAAACUACGUUAAGGAAAAAAAACUUAAAAUUUAUAUAAAUCGUGGCGCAUAUAUAGCAACCUAGAAGAGCUCUCCUCCCUUAUAUUAUAUCACCCUUGAUAUCGGAUUGCUAUGAAAAAUCUCUGAUUCUACUCAUACAUGGUUAUAGCAAGAAGUUAAGAAAUAAAAGACACACGAAAAAUAUGAUACGCCUGUAUCACGAUGUGUGUACAUCUAUCAAAAAGCAUAUAGUGAAACGUAAUAUAUAUUUUUUUUUUUUUUUUUUUUUUUUUUUUGGAAUCAUUUAAAACAAGUUAUUGAAAUUAAAUGAUCUCUCUUUUUUCAAGUUUCUGCGAGACCUAUGUUUCUAUGAAGUAUAUAAAACAAAAAGAGAAGAAUGAGAUAACAUAGAAAUAUAAUAAAGAUUUUUUCCGUCUGAGAAGAAAGGAUACAACUAUUCGGAAGUAUAUGCGUUUUAGAGCGUGUUAAUUAACGAGAGUCCUAUAAUCGGCUGUAUAUCGUAUAAUAUAUUCUCUGUGCUUUCUCUAGAAAAAGUAUAAGUGUCAAAAUCAAAAAUGAAACAGCCGUUUUUCCGUCAUUCGAAAAGUCGAGCGCGUUAUUUUUUUUUUUUUUUUUUUUUUUUUUUUUUU